UGACAGCAGCGAAAAUAUUAUCGGUACCAGAGGGAUCCCCCCGUCUGUCAGCGUUGACAAUGCCUCCACCGUCUCGUUCCUCAAUGUAUCUCCAGUCGUCUGACGCGGCCCGUCGCAUGUGAGCCACGAUACUCUGACAACCGACAACUUUGUUGGUCAAUCGGCUCCGGCGUCCGUGGGAUCUGACCAACCAUUAUCGCGAGCGAACCAAUGAGGUCACCAGUUUCCUGGUUUGUCGAUACUUCGUUGACAAUCAGAUGCCAAGGAUGCCUCGGCUAGCCCAAGUCUGGGCGCUCAUUCGCAUCCAAAACCUCGACACCACAUCCCUCCUCCGAUUUUGGCUCUAGCGAUAGCUUCCUGGCCCUGAGAUCACACAAGAGCCAGUACUUGCCGUCAUCAUGCCGCCGACCGGCAACCCGUUCAAUUUCGCACGAAUAACUCUGCUAGCCCUGGUCGAGGUGCUUAUCGUCAAGAAAACCAGUUAUCGCCAUGUUCUUGCCAUCUCUACCACAUCGCUGGUCCUGGCGAUCCUGGCAAUAAACUACGUCUUCUUUCUCGCCUGGAAGCUGUAUCUAUACCCCGUCUACUUCCACCCUCUCUCAAAGUUCCCAGCACCAAAGGUCGUCGACCUCUGGCGAGUGCUGGCUCGUUUUCGGGGAAAGGUUCCGCCUGGCCAGCUACUCCUCGAACUAGCUGAGCGUACCCCCAACGAUGGCAUCAUCAUUCUCCAAGGAGGAUUCGGUACUUCCAUGCUGAUUACCAAGCCCGCACCCCUUGCCGACAUACUCGUCCAUCAUCCGUACGACUUCGUCAAGCACGACGCGAUACGAAAUUUCCUGCGUCCGAUUCUAGGCGAUGGCCUGGUUAUUGUCGAGGGCGAGCAGCACAGGUUCCUGCGCAAGAAUACCCAGCCGGCAUUCAAAUUCGGUCAUAUCAAGGAGCUCUACUCAACAAUGUGGACCAAGGCAAUUGAGAUGAACCAUGUUUUGAAGGAAGAGCUCAGGGAGAAGGGCAACGACACGAGCGUCGAGAUCAAUGCCUGGGCGGGCAAAGUCACCCUGGACAUCAUUGGCAUCGCUGCCUUUGGCCGUGACUUUCACGUACUCGAAAGGCCCGAUCAUCCUCUGGUCAAGAAUUAUGCCGACCUCCUAGAGCCAGGGCCAGCAAAGUUCGCCUACUUCUUCCUGGCCCUGACACUCUCUCGAAAGUUUGUCGACCUGUUCCCAUGGGAAAUUUCUAGGAGAUUCAACCGAACGACCUCCAAUAUUAGAAGGAUAUGUGCCGAACUUGUUCGCGAAAGAAAGGCAGCAAUUGAAAAGCUUGGAGACGACCAGUUCGAUAUCCUGUCCCUGCUUAUCAGAAGCAAUAACUUUUCCGAGGCCGAGUUGGCUGAUCAGCUUCUGACCUUUCUGACCGCUGGCCACGAAACGACUUCUUCCGCCUUUACCUGGGCUGUCUAUAAACUCGCCCAGGACGGCGAAAUGCAAUCCACUCUUCGGUCCGAACUUAAACGCGCCUUACCCGACUUUCCCAGGUUUGCGCCUGGUCAGGACAUUGCCAUUAUCCUCGAACAUCUCCCAUAUCUUAAUGGUGUCAUGAACGAGACCCUCCGUCUCUAUCCUACGGUCCCUAUGACUGUCCGCACCGCCACCUGCGACACAACUGUAUUGGGCCACCCGAUAAAGAAGGGCACAGAGAUCAUGAUCUCCCCUUGGCUUAUCAAUCGAUAUUCCGACAACUGGCCUAGCGCAUCAACAGAGUUCGUACCGGAGAGAUGGAUCGACCAAGAGGGCAAGCACAUUGCAGAGGACGGGACCGAACAGCCGACACAGAAGCCUAACAACACCGGCGGAGUAACGAGCAACUACGCCCAGAUGACGUUCCUCCAUGGUCCAAGAAGCUGCAUUGGUCAAGGAUUCGCCAAGGCUGAGCUUCGAUGCUUGCUUGCCACGUUUGUUUUGGCAUUUGAGUGGAAGCUUGGGAUGGACGAAAAAGACGUCAUGCCUGACGGUGUAAUCACAAUCAAGCCCAACAAUGGGAUGCACUUGAUAUUACGGAGUCUUGACGGGCACCAAAAGGGCUGAUUUCUUUUGUAUCGAAGGACUAAUAUCCAUCUCCCGCUUCCAUUCCUUGAUCUCAAUCUUUCUCUUCUUGGCCGACGUCUGCUUCGGCGCCAGGACCCUAAGUACCUGUAGUGUCCCUGGGGACACAAACUAAUAUCCAUAUGCCACUAUCAUCACUUGACCUCAAUCUUCCUUCCCUUUUGCGGCUGGUGCUUUGGUGCCACGACCUUGAGUAUGCCCUUCUCGAGCGUCGCAUCAAUAUCCAACUCCUCCAAUGGCCCUGGGAAAGCAAACUCGCGCCCGAACUCGCCAACAUGGCGUUCCCGCAAGAAGAAGCGAACAAAUGUGUCAUCUUUCUUCGCACCCUUCUUUCCUCCAGCCUUUUUCUCCGCUUCCGUCUCGGCACUGCCUUCGCCCUCGGCCUUCUGCUUCUCCUUUCCUUUAUCCUCCUUUCCCUUGCUCUCCUUCGCGCCACCUUCUUCCUCAGGAGUAGGGUCGUAUUCCCGCUCAAUUCGCCCAUAGAUCAAGAGGGUAUUCGGCUCCGUCAGUUCGAUAUGGAUAUCGUCCCUGUCAGCACCGGGAACCUCGCCGUACAGCUCGUAGGCAUCCUUGGUCUCGCGAAUGUCGAAGCGCGGGCUGAAACCCCGACUCUUGCGACCCCAACGGCCGCCACCGCCGCCAUGUUGGAUGCGAGGAGGACGGGGCGGCUCUUGACCGCCCGAGACUUCGCGGCUAUAGGUGUCGAAGUCAUCGAGGAGCCGGAAGAGGGUGGUGAAGUUUGGGUCGCUCGUGGCGAAGUCGGAGGGAAAGGUGAAAACCAUCUUGGCGUUUGCUGGGCUUUUGCUGGAUGUUCAAGUCAAGCUGAUAAUCAGCUGGGAUGGAACAACGAUGAAUUGUGGGAGAAUUAUUCGGCUGUUGAUGGCUGUGAUUCUCCAAGUUGGUGUUGUUUGAAUCGAGACCGUAAGAACACGACCGGGGACUUGGAGCUGCCCUUUGCCCCUCUUAAACCGGCUCUCAGCUUUGACCUUUGUCGCUGCUCAGGUGAUGUGUGACGCACUUCCGCUGUAGUUACCAACGAAUAUCGAUGUCACAGAAACGUCAUGUCGGCAAUCAGAUACUGGAGUCUCGUAUAAGGACACGGGCACUGCACCGACAAUGAUGACGCCCUUACUACGUAUGGCACUGGAUACGACACCGUAAAAACUCGGGAAAUUCGGAUUUCAGGUCCGCAGGAGACCAUGCCGGAGAUUUUUCUCUGGUGAAUCAUCAGUCGCAGGAACUUUCCCUAACUCGGCUACGUACCUGAUGCUUAAGGGUCCAGAGACUGGACGAUUCACUCAACCAAAUCACCGGCAGGGAAUUUCCAGCGAAUCUGCAAUUCGGAUCUCGUGAAACUCGUUUCCAUGCCACCCC
This is a messenger RNA of Neurospora crassa OR74A, 3476 nucleotides long. Its product is annotated as cytochrome P450 3A4. NCBI's taxonomy places the organism in Eukaryota, Fungi, Ascomycota, Sordariomycetes, Sordariales, Sordariaceae. The record is from RefSeq and is a predicted model, not a curated record. Bases 399 to 2084 code for a protein of 561 amino acids. The transcript has 2 exons. Gene Ontology annotation, molecular function: heme binding; iron ion binding; oxidoreductase activity, acting on paired donors, with incorporation or reduction of molecular oxygen.